AUGGCGUCCCCGACGCUUCUCCGCACUUUGCGGCCUGCCCUGCGUCCCUCUAUUUGGCGCCCCCAACCCCGACGAUACGCCCACCCAGGCCAAUUCCAACCCUUCGUACCACCCUCCCCAAGCUCUCUAGGCAAACCAACAGCAGCAAAGUCAUAUACAAGAACCCGGAAAUGGCUGCGCCGCAUCGUCUACGUCACACUCGCAACGGGCGUGAUCUACGGCAUUGACAGGCAGUUCUAUGCGCUAUCGCUGACCCGCACCGCCCGCACCUUCUCCCUCGGUCUUCUUGUCGCCCUCGACUACAAAAUCAAUUUUCGUCCACACCCCCCGCUGGCUAGUUCUAUUGCUGCUGUGCAUGCUCGGAACGCUGAGCGGUUAUCAGACCUGCUACGGCAUAAUGGCGGUCUUUACUUGAAGAUUGGACAGGCUAUCGCUAUGCAAUCUGCGAUUCUACCACCUGAGUUCCAGAAAAUGUUUUCGCGCAUGUUUGAUGAUGCGCCUCAGAAUGAUUGGAAGGAUGUUGAGAAGGUCAUUCGUGAGGACUUUGGCAAGUCCCCUGAGGAGGUCUUUGGAGUUUCGUUUACCGGCGAAGCUGGGAAAGGUGUUAUGGAGCGACGAGCCAGAGCUAGUGCGAGUGUUGCUCAGGUCCACUGGGCUCGUUUGCAGGAUGGCCGGGAAGUUGCUAUCAAGAUUCAGAAGCGAGAGAUCGUAGAGCAAGUAGCCUGGGACCUCUGGGCUUUCAAGGUUGUGGCAUGGGUAUACAGCAAAACGUUUGAUAUUCCUUUCUACACACUGGUUCCAUAUGUGAGCGAGAGACUCUCACUUGAGACAGACUUUGUCAAUGAGGCAGACAACUCGGAGACCAUGGCCAAGUUAGUGGCUGGUGAACCUCGUCUGCGCGAUCGCGUGUACGUCCCUCGGGUAUACCGUGAGCUGAGUUCAAAGCGCGUCAUGACCGCUGAAUGGGUAGAAGGCGUGCGGCUCUGGGACAAAGAAGCCAUCACGCGCCCCUGGCGCGGUGGUUGGCGCGAGGGAAGCCCAGGCUGCCACGGGACACCAUUGGACCGGAAGGGUACACCCGCAGACAAGAACCCGCAGGCUGCCAGGGUCAAGCCAGAGCGUGACUUCUGGAGAGGCUACAAGAACCGCGGCGGCCUGGGAUUGUCACUGAAAGAUGUGAUGACCACCAUGGUUGACCUGUUCUCCGCCCAAAUGUUCCUAUGGGGAUGGGUUCACUGCGAUCCACACCCUGGAAACAUCUUCAUCCGCCGCAAGCCAAAUGGAAAGCCGGAACUCGUCCUGAUCGACCACGGCUUGUACAUCCACAUGGACCCCGGAUUCCGUCACCAAUAUGCCCGAUUUUGGAAAGCCCUCUUGACCUUCGAUAACAAGACGCUGACCGAGGUUGCCCAGAGCUGGGGCGUGAAUAACCCAGACAUCUUCGCAUCAGCAACGUUAAUGCGCCCCUACCGCGGCGGAGACAUGUCGACUCAACGCGGUAUCUCCGGUCUAAGCAAGUCCGAACGCGCUGAGCGACACUACGAAAUGCAACAGGCAAUGCGCAAGGCAGUUCGUCAAAUCUUAGGCGAUGAAACCAAAUGGCCACAAGAACUCAUCUUCAUCGGGCGCAACCUGCGUAUCGUCCAAGGAAACAACCAGUUCCUAGGCUCGCCCGUGAACCGUGUCAAAAUCACAGGCAUCUGGGCUUCGCGUGCACUCAUCGAAUCGCCGGAUCUGCCGCUGGCUGAGAAGAUCCGCAACCUUGGACGACACCUCAUCUUCCGGAUGGUGUUGUUGACGACUGAUAUUUUCUUCUACUUCACCAAGGUGCGCCAGUUCUUGCAUCUUGGUGGUGGUAUGGAGGAUGAUAUUGAAGCUCAGAUGCAGAAUAUGGCUAAGGAUAUGGGUGUUGAGCUUAACCAUAGUGUCUUCGAAGGGUAG
Messenger RNA from Penicillium antarcticum, 1941 nucleotides. Its product is annotated as ABC1 kinase family protein. The record is from RefSeq and is a predicted model, not a curated record. NCBI's taxonomy places the organism in Eukaryota, Fungi, Ascomycota, Eurotiomycetes, Eurotiales, Aspergillaceae. The transcript has 2 exons. The coding region runs from base 1 to 1941 and encodes 646 amino acids.